This is a messenger RNA of Moesziomyces antarcticus, 1746 nucleotides long. RefSeq names its product glycosyltransferase family 4 protein. Gene Ontology annotation, molecular function: alpha-1,3-mannosyltransferase activity; GDP-Man:Man(1)GlcNAc(2)-PP-Dol alpha-1,3-mannosyltransferase activity. Lineage: Eukaryota; Fungi; Basidiomycota; Ustilaginomycetes; Ustilaginales; Ustilaginaceae. The transcript has a single exon. The coding region runs from base 1 to 1746 and encodes 581 amino acids. The record is from RefSeq and is a predicted model, not a curated record.
AUGUCGCUCGAUCGGCAGUCGGCCGCGGUGGCCAACUCGGUGCACUCGCCGCGCAAGAAGCUGCGCAUCGGCUUUGUGCACCCGGACCUGGGCAUCGGUGGCGCCGAGAAGCUCGUCGUCGACGCGGCACUAUCGCUGCAGAACCUGGGCCACGAAGUGGUCAUCUUUACCUCGCACCACGACGCACGCCACUGCUUCGAACCCACGCGCGACGGGACGCUCAAGGUGCAGGUGAUGCACACGCACAUUCCGCGCUCCGUGCUCGGCUCGUUCCACCUGCCCUGUGCGAUCCUGCAGCAGCUCAGCCUGGUGUGGCAGCUGAUCCUCGCCGUGAUGCUGUUCAACUAUCCGGGCACACUGCCGCGCUUCAUUGCGACGCGGCUUACCAGCUCCCCACCCAUCCCCGGGUUUGAUCUGUUCUUUUUUGAUCAGCUGCCGGCGGGGAUUCCGUGGCUCAAGAUCCUGCUCGCGACGCGCGUGCUGUACUACUGCCACUUUCCGGACAAGGAGAUUGGCAACUCGAUCGCCAUGCAGAAGGCGCAUGCGCGGGGCGAGUCCGGCCCCUCGAUCCUGCGCAGGCUGUAUAGGCUGCCGUUUGAUCUGUACGAGGAGGGCAUGACGGACUAUGCAGACAAGAUCCUGGUCAACUCCAAGUUCACCUCGGCCCAGUUUACCACGAGUUUCUUUAGGUUGCGACGCCAGCCGCGCGUGUGCUAUCCGGGCGUAGAGGUGGCGCAGUUCGAGCGCGCGCGCGUGGCGGAGGCGGUGGCGAAGCUGCAGCACGAGGCCGAGGCGAUGGGCGAUCCCAUCCGUGCGUCGAUCGCGCGGUUGUGUGCCGACGAAGCGCGCACCACCCUGCUGUCGAUCAACCGGUUCGAGGCCAAGAAGAACGUCGCGCUUGCACUCGAGGCGUUUGCACUUGCGCAGAAGGAGCGUGCUGCCACUGCGGUGGCGGGCGACAAGCCGCUGCGGCUCGUGCUGGUGGGUGGAUACGACAAGCGCGUGGGCGACAAUGUGGCGACUCUCAAGGAGCUCGUUGCGCAGGCGGGCGAGCUAGGUCUUAGCUGUGUGGUGAUGAGCUAUCACCGCCAGACGUUCGAGACGCCCACUACGGCGCCUUCGGCGGACGAGCUGGGUCGAGCGAGCGUGGUGGUGUUGCCUUCGCUGCCGAUGGCGCUGAUCCACACGCUGCUGCUGAACGGUGCGACGCGCAUGCUGCUCUACACGCCCACGGACGAGCAUUUCGGCAUCGUGCCGCUCGAAGCCAUGGCGUGCGGUGUGCCCGUCCUUGCCACCAACACGGGCGGACCGACGGAAACCGUCAUCGACCUGUCGCUCUCAUCCGACAGCGAACCGACUCUCGACACGGGUACGGGGUUGCUGCGGCAUGCAUCUGCGCCCAUCUGGGCUGUCUCGAUCGGUGCACUCCUCCGACUAUCGGAUGAGCAGAGGCAAAAGGUUGCAGAGGCGGCCAAGAGGCGCGUGCGCGAGCAGUUUAGUACGGACGUCAUGUCGCUCGCACUCGAACAGGCGUGCUAUGACGCGUACGAGCUGGGGCGCGUGCGUGGCGACGAAGGUCUGUACCAGUGGGGCUCGAGCGCGGCCGUGUUCAUUGUCAUGUCGACGCUCUUCUGGGCCAACGUCUACUUCAGCCACGACAAGUACGUCGCGCAACAGGCGGCCAAGUUGGCUGAGGAGAAGCAAAAGUGGAUGGCCGAAAUGCGCGCCUCCGCCACGCCAGUGUAA